AAAAAGCACAGAUUGAAACUUGAAAUCUGAAACCCUAGAGUUGAGACACAGUGUGAAAGUAACCAUGAGACGAUUUCUGCUGAGAAAUGCUUCUCUCUACACUCGCAAUCUUCUUCAUCACUCUUCUUCCACCGCCACUCCACUCGCCGUUUCAUCUCACUCCCGAUUCCGUCUCUUCUCCUCCGAUGAUAAACCCGCCCCACUUCCCUCCACCAUCGAAAAACCCGUUCCAGCUCCCUCCAUCAAAGAAUCCGCCCCUAUCGAAUUCGAAGACGUCAGCAACAAAGAUUUUAAAGCUAUGAUUGAAAAAUACUAUAAAGGCGACGAAACAAUGCUUCCGGCGAUCAUGGAAGCAGUUCUGAAGAGGAGAUUAUCAGGAAAACAUGAGGAUACUGAUGAUGAAUUGAUGCAUGAACUUUUUAUUAAACCUAUUGAUGAUGUGGCUGAUGAGGAUUUUGAAGAAGAUUUUGAGGAGAUGCAUGAAACUGAUGAGGAGAUUGAUGAUUUGUAUAAUGCAAGAGACCAUGUCAUGAAGAAAAUGGUUAAAGAUCCAUACUUUAAUAUGGAUGAGAAGAAAUGGGAUGACAUUGUUCAAGAUGGUAUUAAGCAUGGUUUUCUUAUGCAUACAAAGGAGUGCGAGGAUAUUCUCGAGGAUAUGGGUAACUGGGAUAAACUUCUCCCAGACGAUAUAAAACAGAAGGUGGAAACAAAAUUUAAUGAGCUAGGGGAUAUGUGCGAAAGAGGGGAACUUGAACCUGAAGUUGCUGCUCAAGAGUUUAAGAAGUUUGAGGAUGAGCUUGUGCUGGAAUAUUUGAAGAAGGCGGAAGAAGAAGCGGCCUUGCAGCCUGUUGAUAAUUCUGUGCCAGACGAGCAAAACUAUUCUGAUGAUCCGCCUGGUGAGGGCCCAAUUCUCCGGUGGCAAAGUCGAGUAGUAUUUGCUCCUGGCGGUGAUGCAUGGCAUCCCAAAAAUAGGAAAGUGAAACUAUCUGUAACGGUGAAGGAGCUUGGACUUUCAAAAUACCAAUUUCGCCGUCUAAGAGAAUUGGUAGGAAAACGUUAUCAUCCAGGGAGAGAUGAACUUACAAUUACUAGUGAGAGGUUUGAACACCGUGAAGAAAACAGAAAGGACUGCUUGAGGACUCUUCUCUCACUCAUUGAGGAAGCCGGCAAAGCUAAUAAACUAGUGGAUGAUGCCCGGACUUCAUAUGUGAAAGGGAGACUCCAGGGCAAUCCAGAUUUCAUGGCGAGGUUGCAUGCUAAGUCCAUGAAAUUGCGAGAAUCCAACCAAGUUCCUGCUUGAUUUUUCAGGUCUGAUGCAGGAAUUUCGGAACAUGUCACCUGCUUAAAUUUCCUUAUUGCCCUCAGAUUUUUAUUUUCUUUUGUGUUUUUUACCCUUUUUUUUGUAGUUUUUUUUAAUCUAUAAAAAGUAGUUGCAAACACGGGUUCAAGUUGUAGAAACAACUCUGCAUACUGGUGGGGGUAAGGCUGCGGAGAUCUGAUCCUCACCCCAAAAUGAUAGGAGACUCGCAAAGGGCUAAUCUUUAGUUAUAUUUUAUAUAUUUGCACUUGGCGAUGCUGAAGUUGUUUUUACCUGUAGCCAGUGGUUUAUGCUGGCCGACAUUUAGACAUGCUUUGGAGAGUUACUUGUCUUUUUCACCAAUAAUAUGAUUUAAUGUACAUAAGUGAUGCUCACUGGUCACUGCAAUGCUAAUUACUGACAGUUAAAAGGUUGUUAAUCCAUGAGCACUUUGUUGAUCA
Messenger RNA from Trifolium pratense (red clover), 1758 nucleotides. RefSeq lists its product as uncharacterized. Gene Ontology annotation, biological process: mitochondrial translation. NCBI's taxonomy places the organism in Eukaryota, Viridiplantae, Streptophyta, Magnoliopsida, Fabales, Fabaceae. The transcript is spliced from 4 exons. Gene Ontology annotation, molecular function: structural constituent of ribosome. Gene Ontology annotation, cellular component: mitochondrial small ribosomal subunit. The record is from RefSeq and is a predicted model, not a curated record. The coding region runs from base 65 to 1300 and encodes 411 amino acids.